Nymphaea colorata (pocket water lily) is the source of this 453-nucleotide messenger RNA. RefSeq lists its product as uncharacterized. The coding region runs from base 1 to 453 and encodes 150 amino acids. The record is from RefSeq and is a predicted model, not a curated record. NCBI's taxonomy places the organism in Eukaryota, Viridiplantae, Streptophyta, Magnoliopsida, Nymphaeales, Nymphaeaceae. The transcript has a single exon.
AUGGAGUCAAGAGUUGGAAUGAGAGCUGCGGUUUUUGUCUAUCUGGUUGCUCUUCUUGCAGGGACUGAGGCAAGAAACAUGCCUACUCAGGUUGACAAGCCUCAAACUAUCCCCGGUGACUUUGGAGGCCUCGGCGGCAACCCAUUAAUGGGAAUAGGAGGAGGCCUGCCAGGUUUCUUCAAUGGAGUUCCUGGGCUUGGGGGUUCUGGUUUGUCCAUCCCACCUGUACUUGGACUUGGAGGAGCGCCAAGCUUGUUUAACCCACCUGCACUUGGUGGAGGAUUUCCCGGAAUGUUGAACCCACCUCAGCUGGGGCCGGGAGGAAGGCCCAGCAUGUUCAACCCACCUGCGUUUGGUAGCUUCCCGGGCUUUGGAGGUGGCCCUGGCUUUGGGGGUGCAAUUCCUCAUGACCUUCAGCCUGAUCUUGUGAAGAAAAGCAUCAGCUCUCCCUGA